UCUCUCACCACUUCUCCUCUUCUCCCCGUGGCAGGCAUGUACAAUCACCAGUCGCGCCACAUGGGCAGCACCGCACCGCGCGGGGCCUACAACGGCUCCUCGAGCGCCGGCUAUGGCGGCGCCGGCAGCAGCGGCUCUUCCGCGGCCGGUGCGCAGCUGGGCGCUUGGGCAGAUUGGGCGGCGCGAGGCCUGGAGCUCGAGGAGAGGGCGCCGACGCAGCUGGGCAGGAUGAUCGAACGAGCGUGCGAUCCCAUCAAUCGCUCGCCUGAUCUCGCGCACAACCUCGAGGUCGCCGACUUUGUCACGAGCAAGAAGGCCAACAUGCCGAGAGAGGCGGCGAUGGAAGUGGUGCGGCUGAUCAACUCGAGACAUCCGCAUGUCGCCAUGCUGGCGCUGCAUCUGCUCGACACGCUCGUCAAGAACUGCGGCUAUCCCUUCCACCUGCAGAUCGCGACGAAAGAGUUUCUCAACGAGCUGGUCCGACGCUUUCCUGAGCGUCCGCCCAUGUAUGCCACGCCCACGCAGAGCAAGAUCCUCGAGCUGAUCCACGAGUGGAAGUCGACGCUCUGCGUGAGCAGCAAACACAAGGAGGAUCUGGUGCACAUUCGCGAUAUGCAUAGGCUGUUGGGGUACAAAGGCUAUCGCUUCCCCAACCUCGACUCUCGCGUCGCCGGCGUGCUCAACCCGGAGACUACGCUGCGCUCGCCUGAGGAGCUCGAAGAGGAGGACCGAGAGGCCCAAGCUGCUAAACUGCAAGAGCUCAUUCGACGCGGCACGCCUCGGGACUUGGAGCAAGCGCAGGAACUGAUGGUCAUCAUGAGUGGAGCUGAGCCAGAGAAGAAGCCCGACUACAAGUCGCAGACGGCCAAGGAGCUGGACAAGGUUCAGAGUCGCGCGAUUCUGCUCAACGACAUGCUCAACAACGCCAAUGAGGGAGAGAAGUUUGCCAAGGGAGAUGCGUACGAUCAAAUCUCGAGCCAUCUGAAGAGCGUGCAGCCGCGCCUGCAGAAGUGGAUUGGCGAGGCGGAGGAGGGCGAAGAUGCGGCGGAGCACAUGGACCGCCUGCUGCUCAUCAACGACCUCAUCAACCGCGUCUGCGAGCGGCACGAGGCGUUCGUCAAGGGAGACUUUAGCGCUACUGCUGCUAUCGAUCCUUCUAUCGACCCAGCUCGCGGCGGAGCCGAUGCAGUGCCGACGGCCAAGAUCAGCGAUCUGAUUGACUUCGCAGACGAAGCCGACGCCCCUUCCUCCUCCUCUGCGGCUGGCGGCGCCAACUCGCUCUUCGACGACUUUGCCACGCUCAACUUCGACUCUCCAGCGCCUGCUGCGGCGCCCACGGCUGCAUCUCAACGCGCGAUGCCCUCGUUGGCCGCGCAAGGCAAGGCCUUGGCUGCACCGGCGCUCACUACGGCACCCUCCCUGCUGCCGACCAACCUGCUCGACAUCUCCGACUCUACGUCCUCUUCUACCGCGCCUGCAAAGGCGGCGCCUUCGACAGCAACGCCGCCGCCCGGCUUCGGAUCGUGGGGCGCCGUGCAGCUGCCUACGCGCGUCGGCGCGGGCAGCAACGGCGGCAGUGGGGCGAACACGCCAAAGACGCAGCAGCCGCAGCAGACGCAGCAGAAGCCUGCAGCUGCUGCGGAUCCGUUUGGUGACCUUGAUGCGCUGUGGAAGUGAGGUGCGGCGCGGUGGACGCCAGUCAUGGCUGGAGGAUACCACUCGACGACGAGCGCCGCGCGGUGCGCCUUGUUGGGCCGCUCCGCUGUUGGGCUCAUCGGGCGGAUGACAAUACAGAUGCUGCUCUGGCCCGUGCGGGGCGAAGGGAAGAGAAGCGGGUGGAAUGUGUGCAC
Molecule: messenger RNA, 1850 nt
Organism: Tilletiopsis washingtonensis
Lineage: Eukaryota; Fungi; Basidiomycota; Exobasidiomycetes; Entylomatales
Product: VHS-domain-containing protein
Exons: 12
Coding region: 37-1677 (546 amino acids)
Biological process (GO): Golgi to endosome transport; protein transport to vacuole involved in ubiquitin-dependent protein catabolic process via the multivesicular body sorting pathway; Golgi to vacuole transport
Cellular component (GO): trans-Golgi network
Molecular function (GO): ubiquitin binding; phosphatidylinositol binding
Source: RefSeq, a predicted model, not a curated record